UAUAUUUGACGUUAUCUGUCCAAAUAUAUAUUAUGGAGAAAAUAGGAAGCUUAUUUUCCGUCCAAUAUUUCCUCUCCAACUCUAUUGUCAAAUAUAUUGGAGACAAAUAAUUGACAGUAUGACAGGGCCUUAAACAAUUGAAAAUUUCAAUUUGAAAUUAUGUUUGUUUACUUUUGACAUGAUGACAGAAAAGUAUUUUACUAUUGUGCAGGUAGUGUUCGUAUGUUAAUGUUUAGUGGUGAUGUUUCUCAUUUCUCUAUUGGUAAAUGAAUUAAAUGUACAGGUUAACGAAUAAAUAUACAUUUUAAUUAAAAUUAUGGCUUCAAGCCUACCUUAUUGUAUACUUCGUGUGCUUUUCUUGCCACUUGAUAUUGCGAGUUGCCGAAAUGAUACCUAGUGGACGUAUGUAGCUGUACCGCUAAUGUGAUCGAGAAUGAUAAAUAAUGAAGAGUGGCCUUUUUGGGUUGUGUCAUUUGGAGCACUGUUUCCAUUUGUUGCACUGCUAGCAGCGUGCGUUUGUUGCAGAAAGAGAACUCCAAAGAAUGAGUUGUUGGGGCUGGCUGGCAUGGUGACCAUCACCAACCCGGAGGAGAAUGCAGACCAGAACCACCAGCAGAGCGACGGGCUGCGGUCCUCUGAGUGGGUGGACGGCUCUCAUGCCGAGGCAGCUCAGCCAAACAAGAGGUCAACAACAACGGCCAACAGAAGUCUCCCAGACAUCCCGGUGUAUUCGGACCGUCUUCGCGUCGAAGAUGGUUCCACGCUCUGGGAGAACGAGGUGAAUGGGGACACCAGCUCCGAGUUGUACGCAACUGUGGAAGAGAACAAACGUGUCACAGAAUCUCUUAUCCACAAUAAUGUGCAGGCAACUCCCAGCGUGGCACAGAAGCGUGACAUGUUCAGAGAAGAGCAGAAAAGUAGCGAACAAAGCUCCCUGAGUCAGACAGACGACAAUUUCUCCCCGUACUCGCAGCUCAAGUCGGAGCACCCCUACGACCGCUUGAGGAAAAAUGAACACCCAUAUGCCCAGGUGGGGAGCAGUGGCCAAUCAGAGAGCAAGACAUCUUUCAGGGCGGGCGCUGCGUCGGGAGAAGCUGGCUCCAGCUCGUCGGACGUGACGCUGAGGAGCGCGCGCCCGGUGUCUGAGCCCUCGGAGCCGGUCGCCCCACCCAGGGCCAGGCGAGCCGCUUCCCAGGGCUCCCCUUCGCCCGACGGCGAGGGCCCCGUGGCGAGCAUCCCUGCGGCGACCGCCAUCGCGGGGAGGGUGUCGGCCAACCAGGAGCUGCCGUACAUGACUCCGCCCAUCGCGGACCAGCAGGCUCACUUCAGCGGCGACUCCCAGGACUCCAAGGGAUACACGAGUAUCAGCGUGCGAGAACCACUCGCAAACAUAAAGGCUCAGACCCAAGCGCCCAGGGGACGGCAGCCAUCACGAGAGCGAGCGGAUCCUCACUACGCUACUGUUUCAGAUGAUUCCGACGAGAUGUACGCGGCGAUCGAGGACCCGAACCAGCUGGUGUACACGAGUGGCAGCGAGACCUACGCGCAGAUCCAGCCCGUGGCGAGGCUGCCGGCAGCGUCGGCAGUUGUGCCCGAGGACGCCCAGUACUCCGCCCCGCAGCCCCCGAGCGUGGACAGCCUCAAGCACGUGGCCCAGGUGCACUCUCGCCAAGCAUCGUCAUCAAGUGCCACGAGCUCUGUGGCGAACAUAGGCUCACCAAAGCCGGAGAAGCGGCAGGCCAACUCUCCGUUGCCUCCGCCCCCGGCCGGUAGCCCCGAGCUCCACGGAGGCUCCGACCGCAGGAGCGACGGUCGCCUGGACGUCGCGUUGGCCAAGAACUUGGAGGAGAUGUACGCGAAGGUGAUGAAGAAGAAGCGGGGAGCGGUGUCGGAAGGAGAGCCGAUCGACAUCGAGGGCCCUGCCUGCGGUCUGCCCCGCCAAGAGAGGCGGUCCGUGGACUCCGCGGACCACAAGGGGGACAGCGUGAGCUGCGCGUCGAUGGACAGCCGCGACUCGGAAUACCGGUCGCUGCAGGAUGCGCAGCUGGCGGACACGGACUCCACCAGCAGCUCGGACCACAACCUGUCCCAGGAGUCCCGCCCGGUGUUCGAGCUGAACGUGCCUCACGACGGGCCGAGUGUUUCCGGCCAUGAGGCGUUCGUGGAGCCCGGCUACGAAAGCCUGGGCCAGCCUCACAGCAUCCUGUACAGCGACCCGGGCUACGAGCGGGUGUGUCGCCAGCCGUCGGACUGCGACCCCAACUACGAGGAGCUGCGCCCCCGUGCCGGCCGCGACGAGCCCGGCUACGUCAGCAUCUCCGAGCAGAACCUCAGCCUCGCCGACUCCAGCCACCCUGCCCCGGCGGGCGCCGAAUUUUACGAUUGCCUCGGUACGUCGCUCUUUCCCGGCUACGAGAGAGUUCGUCCUCGUUCCGACAUCGAGGUGGAACCGGACUACGCGAGCCUGGGGAGGAAGAGGUAUUCCUGCCCCUUCAAAAGCAGCAAUGACGAUGGUAAUGAUUCCGGGGAUCCGAACUACGAAAGUGUGUCAAACGAGAUGCAGGACCCGAACUACAAAAUGCUCAAUCACGAAGACCCCAACUACGAGAGCGUGAACUACAGUGUCAACGUGGCAGCUGGUGAACCGCCGUACGAAAGACUGAAUAAUGAACCGAGGGACUCCGAUAUGGAAACUACGGCUUCAGAUUAUGAGAGAAUGCACACGAGUCCUGCAGAUGUUGCACAGGAGCCGAGGUCUGGGAAGCCGGAGACUCGAGAUGCAGACUUCGCGGAGUGCACUAAACCCGUCUCUGAGCCUGGGUAUGAAGUAGUGGGCAAAGUCAAGCAAGAGGUUUGGAAGAAAACUGGUUUUCUUAGGAGUGAGUUAGCACACCAAAAGUUUUGGCCUCUAAUUGCGGGUUAAUUACUGCUUCAGGAAAAAUGUUUACUUCUUAUUAGUUAUUGGUAAUUGUUUUGCCAAUGUUUGAUUUUACACUUUAGGAUUUUAAGUAAUGAAUAAAUUAACAAUUGUUGUGUUCUCCAUCAUUGACAAGCUAAAUAACAAUCUCGGAAAUGCCAUUUUAAACUCUAAAUUAACCAUUUGCAUUAUUAAGUUAGGGUUAUAAAUUGUUUUGUAGAUUAGGGUCAGAAUUUAUAGAGUUUGUAUUUUUCCUGAUAUGUGAGCACUAAUUCACAUUUCUUAAUAACUAAUAGGGGUUAGAAGCUUAGCAAAAGUCGAAGUCGAAUCGAAGCUUGCAGAUUUCGAUUAAAAGUUAAAACCAAGAAUUUUCUUUGAAGAAAUCAUCAAUGACUUGGCUUUUGGCUUCAUUCAACACUGGCAUAAUGAUGAUAGACGUAAAUAAGUAUUUUAUUUAUUGUAGUAAAAUAGAGUUCAGAGUCAUAUUUUAAUUUUUAGCUUCAAAAGCAAACAUAUUUCAUGAAGGUUUGAAAAAGUGACAUGAUUUAUGAAUUAACAAAACCAGCACGUUUGCAUAAUUUUUUUUUUGAGCACUGAGAAAUCUAUUAAUAAGUAUUAACAGAAAGAUUUGUUUUAUCCCACACACAUUAGAGCAAUACAACAAUUACUUAUAGUUAAGCAUGUGCAAAUAUUCAAAUUUUUGAAUACGAAUAAUAAACUACUUGUAUUCGAUUCGACCUUGAAUACUAUGUGAAGGUAGAAACUAGAGUUUGGGCAAGAUAGCGAUAUACUUUAGGAAUGUAUUUUAUCUAUGCACUAUAAAUUUUAGUUGUUAUUUAGUAGCCAGUGAAAGUGUUCAUUACAAAACAUACAUUUAUAAUAUUUUGUAAUAUAUUUAAAUUUAAUAUUGAUGCAUGUUCAGCAACAAUUGUAUUUAUUUUAUUUUAUUUACUAUUAUUACAUUAUCGGUAAAUGUUAAUAUUCAGCUGUUUAAAUGUAAUCAAAAUUAUUAUUUUAAUUGUAAUUGAGUAUUUAUGGAGAUGAUUCAAAACAGUAACUGAGAUGCUGAUUGGUCAGUUAGUCAUGUAAUUCAUUACUGCUUUGAUUGUAUUUUGUUUAUGAAAUUCAUCAAUAGGCUUUUUGAUAGUGGAAAUUUUUGAUUGGAAUAAGGUGUCUAGUUAGAGACACGAUAGGAAUAAGACGUUUUGAGUGUGAGUUCCUGAUAUUUCAAUCAUCAACGUGCGAAUAUUAAUUGAAAUUGUCUAUUUCGUUAAUGAAAGACUACUACGAAAUGUUGAGAUAUGGUUAUUCAAAUAUGGCAACAAAGAAAUAAUAUUUUUUAUGAAUUUUAAUUCUUUGAUGAUCAUCAGAAGCGUCUAAGUCAUCAAGAAUGAUUCCUAUCAUCGUCGAUAAAAUAUUUAAUUGAAGAAUAAUAUUAUACAAUGUAUACUGAAUCCAGAUUAUGCAGAAGAAGUAAUUCAUAUAAAAUCAUUCCGCAACAGACGUACAGCUUAAGAAGAAGUGAAGACAAAUUGAUACUGAACUAAUGCAAAUGGUAUUUCAAGAAGAGGCCCAAAAGCAACUUGGCUAGGAAGUUCACGAACAUGAUGGCCCAGCUGAUCGUAGAUGAGCCAGCGUAGUUCAGGUGCAGUUACAGUAUAGCUUUAUUGGUGCUCAAGCCAAUGUAGUAGUAUAACUAUACAUCAGAUGAACAAUGUAUUUAGUACAAGAUGAAAUUAUGAUUGCACUUGAAAACUUGCAAUUAGCAGUAAUACAGUUUUGAAUCAUCAAUUUUUUUUUUUGUUUUUAAAAAUUUAAUUGACUGUCAUAUGUUGUUUUUCAAUAUCUAUACCUUAGAAUCAAUCGGUGGUGAACACAUAACUCCACAUACUAAUACGAGCUUAAAGUUAUUUACUUGCUUUAAAUAUAAUUAAAGUACUCAUUUUGCUUCAUUUAUAGUUUACUUGUUGUUUAACCUAGUGGUCCAGCUCACUACAAAUAAAAUUAAUUCUAUCGAUUUGAGUAAAUACAUGAUAGUAAAUAUGCCAUUUAGUAGGAUGGUUGUGUUCAUUUUGCAGACUUAUUCUCUAAUUCUAAUGGUACAAUGCAGAAAUUCUUUCAGCACCGGAAACAAAAUUUAUAGUUUUAAAUUAAAGUAUUUCUUCAUUAGUAUGUUUAAAGAAAAGCACACCAGGCUACAGCUCUGAAGGUCACCAGUUAAAUAAAUUAUGGUUUAGUUAAGAUGUAGGCAUAUUUAUUGAAAGGCAAGGGUUUAUGGUUCGCCAGAACGCAACCUCAAAUCAUGUUUGCCCAUAACCAGUGACAUGUGGGUUAUAUCAAUGGUUAGCUAAUUGCUGUGAUGCUUUGCAGUAUGUGAGGGCUGAAGUGGCUUCGAGAUGCGCUGGCAUGCCCGAGAAGACAGUUCCAAAGCGACUAUGCCCGGAAGCAGUUUUGCGAUAAUGCCAACUGGCCAACUGUUUUAUUUCAGUUUUGACAUACACAUGCGCACUUGUAUUUUCAUGUGCUCUGUUGUAAAUAUUACACCUUGUAUUUGAAGAAAAUUUAUCCCUAUUUCAAUUAGCAGCCGGUUAAGCUCAUUCACGUGCCGAAGCAGAGUUCCAGAGCUGAUGGUGAGAAAAUGCAAGGGUUGAGUUUGCUCCGUCUUGAGGCACGUACCUUAAUUUGGUCUUGCUAUAACUGUGACGAGUUAUUUGAUCUUUUCAACGUAAACGUUUCUUCAGUGGAUAUCCUGUAUAAAAAUACUUUGGACUUCAAUAAGGUGGGAUGUUGAACGUUUUAAAAGUUUAUUUCUAUUAUUAUGCACUAGACACAAUUAUUAGUCGUAAGAUCAUUAUGUAAUGUAGUGUUGCAGGGUUUAUGCAGGCUCCAAGGGUUUUUUUAUAAUGUGUUCAGUACGAACCAUCCAUAUUUUUGUGAAUAAGCCUUUCACAAGAUAUUUAGUUGAAUGUUUGUUCAGCGAAUAUGGUGCAGACUAACUCGAUACUCGACAAUACUGCGUUGAAAUGCUGCGUACCAUUAGGGGUGUUACUGUUCCUGUCACUCCGGCCACUCCAGGGUGUCAGAGCUGUGGCUUAUCAAACGAUGGAUGGAGAUCACGCGGGCUGCCAACAAAGUUUGUAAUAUUGUGCGAUUGUGAGAAAAUUUACUUCUUGGUCACUGACAUUCAGUUGCUAAAUAAUAUUUAAAGAAGAUGAAAUUAUUUAUUGUUCUGAGAGAAUAAAAUAUAAUACUAAGGAAAGUUGCAUAUGAGACUGGUGGGAAAAAUAUUUAAGUACUAGUAGUACAUAGUUGUACAGCUUUUUGAGGGCAAAACCAAACUAUUUGAGAAUUGAAAACAGACUCUGUGUGUUAAUGAAAGACUGCAGUUAUAGUGUGUAGUUUGAACAGAAACGUAUUAAAAGCCGUAGCUUUGGCUAAGUUACAGCUACAGGAAGAGUUAUGAAAAUUUUAUUGUGCGACUUAUUCUAAACGAUAAGUAUUUUAGUCUCUGAAUGUAAUUCAUGGGCAUGUGGAAUACAGAAGGUGCUCAGUGCCAACACAUGAUCUUGAUAGUUGUGCACGAGGUAGCACACGUGUCGGCAGAGCUGCGUACUCGCGUGUUCGGGUAACGGCAGUUGUUGUCCUGGCAACGACGCAGGAGAGGAAGGCCAAAAGACUAGGCUUCAUCUUGUGCUUCCUUGCACCGUCUGGCUGGUCUUGAACCCACUUGCUGUAUUGCAGUUGUGAGACAUGUAGACCCUGCAAUCUGCUAGGAAUGUUAGUGGCUUUUCCUCAACAAGUGUGCAGAAAGAAAUUCUGCAGCUGUUUUUAAAUAUGCACUUUUUUUUUAAAGAGUUAGUUUGGCAUGAAUUUUGGUUAACAACGAUACAUAAACACAAACACUGUAGCUUUGUCAUAUGCAGAAGCACUGAAUAAUAAAUAUUACCAUUUUGACAUAUCCACUUUUUCCAGAAAGGCAUAUUUCAGUUGUUACGUGUAAUUCAGAUAGAGUUAGCCACCGCACUGUCGAGAAACCUUGUGAAGAGUCAAGAACAGUUUCUGCUGCAAGCCACUCCAGUCAUACCAUUUCAACAUUGUCUAUGCAGAAAAGUGGAAUUUUAAGUUACACCUCGGAUUGUAUAUCGAGAAUAGAAUUGCAGUACUAGAGUGCUCCACUUUGUGUUUGUAAUUUCUUAGCUUUGGAGUGUACAUGCAAAUGUAAAUAACUGGAAAAAGUGGCCUUUAAUUUUUUAAUUGUUUGCAACUGUUAAUCUGCAAUAGAAAUAUAAUUUUGAACUGUUGCCUGCAUGUUGUAUGAAAUGUUAAUGAUGAUGUUUUAUGGACCAUGGUACUUUAAAAUAGUAGCUUUUUUGUCACUAAAGUGCCAUGGCUUAAAAGUUUUCUAUGAAUUACACUGUCUGUUCUGUUGGAAUGAGUACUUUUAUACUAUGGAAACAUGAUAUGUGGCAUUUAGAAUAAAUCUGCGUAAGUAUUAAAAUGUAAUAAUAAUAUUGGGCAUGUGUAAUGUACCUAAUAUUAGGAUAUUUUGUAAGUAUUUUACUAUAAAAAUGUACAGUUCAAUAUUUUUUGAAUGUGUGUUUGUUGGUGUAUCAGAUGAUGUGCAGAUAUGUAUGUUUUAAUAAUGGUUUGUUUCCUGUUUAGAUACAUCACAUGCUGCAUAUGACUGACGAGGGUUAGCUUGAUUUGCAAGUAGGAAAGUUAACCUGUUUUCAGACAGUUCUUGGCAGCUAAAUUUGUAAUUGUAUUUGCUUUAUUCAAAAGCCAAAUAUAUUUUUUGGAAUAUAAUGCUAUUUAAAGAUUAAAACAUAAUAUCUUUUAUGUUAAUUUUGGCCUAAACUAAAUUUGUACCAUUUGUUCACAUAUGAUAAAAAAAAGUAAAUUUUUUUUUUUCAUAGCUUAGAAUAUUAGCUUAUUUUUGUAGUGCAUAAUACCAAAGAUUAAUCUUAAACCCUACUUUGCAAGAUGAAAUAUUCUCGUCAUUUUUUUGUUUGAGUUUUACUUUCAUGAAAUGUUGAAUUUUUUUAUGAAGCAUGUAAUGUUUAAAUUAAAUGGGCAGAAUGAUAUUUGGCUUCAGCAAAUACAUUAGCUGCCUAAUUAUAUAAUAAGUGAUGUGAUGAUUUAUGUUGUCCUGACAGCUCACAAAUCAGUUAAAACUCUUGUAGGAGUUAGUGUGAUUGUACCUCAUACUCCCUCUCUUAUAUGGACAAUACACACAAGACACAACCACUUAGCUUGCUAUGGAACUAACUAUCCUUUAUGAGCACAGCUGUUGUUUGAAUGCUACUUACAGUAAUGUAAGUGAACAAUGACAUUUUCUAUGAAAAUAACAUUUAUUUGAACUGAGUAUGUAUAUUUAAUGCAUUAGCUGUAACUACACAUGCACCAAAUCACAACAUUCAUUAUUCACUUGUUUGAGAACAUAUAACUUGUGAAUGAGAAAUGAUGAUGUCAUUUUAACAAUGGUUAAAAGAUAAAUUUGUAUUGUGUGCCAAAUGUUAACAUGCAAAUUUUCAGUUUAUCAAUUGUGCAGACUUUGGCCUGUGAAAGAGAAACAUCUAGUUUAUCGUAGCACGUAAACAAUAAAAAUAAUAGAUGUUUGUAAUGAUAAAUUAAUGAAUUUUGACCGGUCUAUUUCAGAUGAUGCAUUAUAAAUUUGGCACUUAAGUACAAAUCAGCACUAAACCAAGAGCGUUACGCAGAAGGGCAAAGCCGGCACAGGCUGUCUCCCGGGAUAUCGUGCAUGCUGCCUGCAGCAAUGACAGUACAGUGCACUCCCGAUUAUCCGCCAAAUUAAGUGGCAGGGCCACCGCGGAUAGUGAAAAUCGCGGAUAAUCCGUAAAAGAGCCGAAAAUGGGAAACAAAAAUGGAAACAUUAAUUUCAACUUAAAAACCUAAACAUUUAUGUACAGUAAAAGUUACAAUUAACAGUAAAAAUUUUAAAUGAUGCUAACAUUGUAAUAUUUUACUGAAUAAUUAUCAUAAAAUACAUUUCAGUAAUGUAAACAUAAAAGUGCUUAACGAUACGACUAGAAACAAAGUGCGACAGAGACAAAAAUAGCAACGCAUGCCAGCCUACUGCAAGAGUUCCGAGAAGGCCUGUGGCGUUUUACUGUAUACAGCACGCAAUACAUUCGUCAGUAGAGUUCAAAUUUACUCACUUGUAAUAAAAUACAGAUUUACAUAUGUUAUGUAUUAUUUCGUAGCAUGCGCGGAUAAUAGGGAGUUUACUGUAGUUAGUUCUAGCUCAUCUGCUAGCAACAAAAUCAAAGGCGCACACGGUACACUCUAGUGCCAUUAAAUGUAACUUCAAGCGGUUUUCGGGAAUCCUGUGUGAACAUGGGCAGCCAGGGCAGUUCAGUUACUUCAUUCAUUAUUGGCAGCACUGCUAGUCUUUCGUAUCUUGAACUCUACACUCAGCGCUCACUAACAACUAGCUUUCUUCUAAAUUAACCCAUGACAGCAUGAAACAGCAAGUGGUAUUUAAAACAAGUUACGAAUUUGCUCAGGAGAAACAGUAUUAUGCAUUUAUAGUUUGACAGAAACAGCUUGUUUCAUGUAGGUAAGACGAACAUUGAGUGAAAUAUUGCUGUUAUGUACAGAAUGUCAUUGUUAUAUUGCCUUUUGUGUACUAAAAAUGUUUGCUUUGUAUGAAGUAUGUAGUAUUUAUCAACUAAAUAAAGGAAGAGUUUUUCAACAAUCAUGUAGUUGUCUGUAAAGGCAGUACAUCACAUAUCUUUUUAUAUUAAUCUUUUAAUAGUGCUCGUUUGAAAUAUUUUGUAUUGUGUGUAAACAUAACUGUUCAUCACGAUGAUUAAGAGGGUGAUAUAAACUAAGACGAAAUUUUUGCAAUACAAGUGUUGUUUAACAGUGUGUGCUUUUGUUAUAGACGUAUUUAUUUUUAUAAAUAAAAUGUAUUUAUUUAUUGUUAAAGUUAUCUUUUUAAUAUACAUUUUGUACUAAUAAAACUGAAAAAAUUUUAAUUAUGUUUUACUAUUUACGAGCAAUUAAUUUUCUUGUACACAAUUUUUGUAAAUAAGGAUUUGCAAUUUUUUAUGUCACUUAAGUGGUGCCUACGAUUGGGUUACUGUAUAAUACGUACUAAUUUUAUUUCUAUAUUAUUUGUGCCAAUUUUUGUACAUUUAUGUUUUUUUUUCUCAAAUAAUAUGAU
Messenger RNA from Bacillus rossius redtenbacheri, 10106 nucleotides. RefSeq lists its product as uncharacterized. Bases 434 to 2923 code for a protein of 829 amino acids. The transcript is spliced from 10 exons. Lineage: Eukaryota; Metazoa; Arthropoda; Insecta; Phasmatodea; Bacillidae. The record is from RefSeq and is a predicted model, not a curated record.